UCAUGACUGACGGCAGAACAUGCUGAAUUUGUCUUUAGGUGGGAGGAUCCAAAACCAACUCACUACUGUGAACAAACAUGCUUGGAACAUUUUGCGAAAUAAUAUUUUUCAUUGCCUAUUUGCCAUAUACUGAAGGCCAAAGUUAUCAUGAAUAUGGCCUGAUUGAAUCAUGCAGUGGAUCAGCUGGCACUAAUGAAAUUCUCUUCGCUUAUGAAACUGAAGUGGCUGCAUACAUGGAUAUAGAAGAGGCAAAACUAGUUCUCACAGUACCUGAUAUCGUAUAUAGUAUUCCUGGCUUUGAUACAUUACCCCUACAAGAUGUUAACCCCACUCAUAUUGGAUUAACACCUUUGUGCAAAGAUGCUUAUUUCAGGAUCCUCUCUCUUAAUAUAUCUGAACCUCUUGAACCCCCCUGGACCUCAAUUUACCCCAGGAAUGAUGUGAAAUUACAUGUCAAUAACACCCUGAUUUGCCUUGUUUCUGGAUUCUACCCUCCCCCGGUCAGAGUCUUGUGGAUUAAGAACAAUGUGAAUGUGACAGAUGGAUCAAUAGUCAGCAGAUAUUAUCCCAACAAUGAUGGGACCCUGAAUGUAUUUUCUCGUCUGAGUUUCAUUCCAGAGGAAGGAGACAUUUACAGCUGUUCUGUGGAGCACAAAGCACUUCAACAACCCGAAACAAGAACAUGGGAUGUAGAGAUAAAGGAGCCCAGCAUCGGUCCAUCAGUGUUCUGUGGAGUUGGUCUGGCUCUUGGGCUGCUGGGUUUGGCCACUGGAGCAGUUUUCAUUGCCAAAGGGAAAAAAUGGAUAUAGUUAUACUGACGCACUAAGAGUGCCAUAUUUGUUGUUAGUUGUGUUGUUGUGCAUAGAUCCCAUGCAAAUUUGCAUUGCAAAAUAUAUGACAAAAAUACUGUAUCUUUCACCUGUUUCGAUACAUAAUCCAGAUCUGCCUCAUAAACUGAUGCUUAG
Ctenopharyngodon idella (grass carp) is the source of this 965-nucleotide messenger RNA. Its product is annotated as H-2 class II histocompatibility antigen, A-Q alpha chain-like. Gene Ontology annotation, molecular function: MHC class II protein complex binding. The coding region runs from base 78 to 809 and encodes 243 amino acids. Gene Ontology annotation, cellular component: MHC class II protein complex. NCBI's taxonomy places the organism in Eukaryota, Metazoa, Chordata, Actinopteri, Cypriniformes, Xenocyprididae. The transcript has 4 exons. Gene Ontology annotation, biological process: positive regulation of T cell activation; peptide antigen assembly with MHC class II protein complex; immunoglobulin production involved in immunoglobulin-mediated immune response. The record is from RefSeq and is a predicted model, not a curated record.